Melozone crissalis (California towhee) is the source of this 822-nucleotide messenger RNA. It is a transcript of the gene FASLG, whose product is annotated as Fas ligand. NCBI's taxonomy places the organism in Eukaryota, Metazoa, Chordata, Aves, Passeriformes, Passerellidae. Gene Ontology annotation, biological process: immune response; extrinsic apoptotic signaling pathway via death domain receptors; positive regulation of canonical NF-kappaB signal transduction. The coding region runs from base 1 to 822 and encodes 273 amino acids. The transcript has 4 exons. Gene Ontology annotation, molecular function: tumor necrosis factor receptor binding. Gene Ontology annotation, cellular component: membrane. The record is from RefSeq and is a predicted model, not a curated record.
AUGCAGCCGCAGCGGGGCAGAGCCGCGGGGCUCGGCUGCCGCGGCGGGGACGAGCUGCCCCCCGUGCAGCAGAACCUCAAUUAUUACCCGCACAUCUUCUGGGUGGAUGGAUGUGCCGAGACAGCGGCUCCCUGUGCCCCCGCUGUCCCCUCGGCUCCCUUCCCACCGCCAGUGCCCGACCGGAGCAGAAAACCGCGGAACAAAGGAAGGGAACGCGGGGAAAGGAACAGUGCCGGCUUCCUCGUGAUGUUCCUGCUGAUCCUGGUGGCCUUCACCGGAGUGGGGCUGAGCAUAUUUAAGAUUUUUCACCUGGAGAAGGAGGUGGAUGAACUCAGGGAGUCUGCCAGCGCUGAGCUCAUCCCUGCAUCCUCUCAGAAACUCACAGGGCACAGGAAGGAGGCCAGGAGGGCAGCCCAUGUCACAGGCAACCCAGCGCAGCAGGGGCUGCCGCUGGAGUGGGAGCCCAGCUCUGGCCAUGCCUACACCAGCGGGGUGCAGUACGAGGCGCGGGGGCUGCGGGUCAGCGAGCCGGGGCUGUACUUCGUGUACUCGCGGGUGCUGUUCCGGGGCACGGCCUGCGACAGCCCGCUGCUGCUGGCACACGUGGUGUACAAGAGGAACCCGGCCUCCCCGGGCAGCCUGGUGCUCAUGGAGGACAAGGCCGCCAACUUCUGCUCGGGGCAGAGGAUGUGGGCCCGCAGCAGCUACCUGGGCGCUCUCUUCAGGCUCAGGAGGAUGGACAGCCUGCACGUCAACGUCUCCAAAAUCGCCCUGGUCAACUUUGAGGAGUCCAAGACUUUCUUUGGUUUGUUUAAGCUCUGA